This is a messenger RNA of Lactuca sativa (garden lettuce), 862 nucleotides long. RefSeq names its product zinc finger A20 and AN1 domain-containing stress-associated protein 1. Gene Ontology annotation, molecular function: zinc ion binding; DNA binding. Lineage: Eukaryota; Viridiplantae; Streptophyta; Magnoliopsida; Asterales; Asteraceae. Gene Ontology annotation, biological process: proteasome-mediated ubiquitin-dependent protein catabolic process. The record is from RefSeq and is a predicted model, not a curated record.
UCCUCUUCCCCACUUUAUAUAAAUCCACCCUCGCUUUUUACGCCUGCAAUCUUUUCACCUCUUCUUCUCCAAUUUCUGCAGACUAUUUUUCGAAUUUUGAUUUCUAAAUUGAAAUCAGAAGAUGGGUUCAGACGCCAACAAGAUGAACGACGGAACAAGCUUCAAACCCUCCGAACCGGCGCCGUGUGCCAACGGCUGCGGCUUCUUCGGCUCCGCCGCCACGAUGAACCUCUGCUCAAAGUGCUUCCGUGACAACCGGAUCAAGGAAGAACAAGCCGCCUCAGCCAAAGCCGCCGUCGAUAAGCUCGUCAACAAGGUCGUAUCUUUCCCUCAUCAAACUCCCUCUUCUUCCUCUUCCUCAUCCGGAUCUGAACCUCUUCCGCCGCCUGCCACCGCGGCGGCGGUGGAAAUAAAGGAAAAGGUCCGGAACCGGUGUUUAACCUGCAACAAAAAGGUCGGCGUGAUGGGAUUCAUCUGCAAGUGUGGAGAUACGUUCUGUGGAAGCCAUAGGUACCCGGAGAAACACGAUUGUGAAUUCGAUUUCAAGAAAACCGGUAAAGACGCCAUAGCCAAGGCGAACCCGGUUAUCAGAGCCGACAAGGUGGACCGGAUCUGAUGGGGCUUCAACAAAACCAAACCGGUUCGUCUCCGGUUCAUGGUAUAUUUAGGGGUUGGUGUGUUGGAAGGUGUAUGUUAUGGGGAAAAUUAGGGUUUUUAUUUUGUAAUUUUUCAGAUUUUAUUGGGUUGUGAAGACGAUGAUCAAUCAAAAGAAAAAAAAAAGUAUAAAGGAAUGAAUUGGGUUAUUGGGGGUUCGAAUUUGAUGAUUAAUUGUGGAAUAUAAUUGGAUGGAUUGUUGCUUGUU